Messenger RNA from Owenia fusiformis, 2263 nucleotides. The record is from the annotation of a GenBank genome assembly. Lineage: Eukaryota; Metazoa; Annelida; Polychaeta; Sabellida; Oweniidae.
AUGUCUCAUUCCCCUCUAUCCACGGCACACAAAGAUGCGCUCAGAUCAUGUCGCGUUCUCUUUGAGGACAGUCUUAACGUUGAUGAUAUAUUAGCACAAUGCCUCCAAGACGAUGUCAUAUCUAUUAGAAUGAAGGCCAGGAUUGAGGCGAAACAAACUCCACAUGAAAAAUGUAGUGCUUUUCUUGAUAUUCUACAGACACGUGGAAGACAAGCGUUCGAUGACUUUAUUGUGGCUCUUAAAGUGGACUAUGGGUUUCUUGCGCGUUCCCUUGAAAAAGAACUACGUAUAAAAGCGUUAUCACUUGUAAAUGCUGGUCUUGUUUCCGCCAAUGAGAUAAUUGUAGCUGAUGAAAAAUUGGAUUAUAAAGAAAGUGACAAAGCUAAAGCUUCAAUAAGAACCAUUCAGGCACUAAUAACUCAACUCAAAACCACAGUUGGAAUUCCAAAGUCAAUAGCCCCACGAGUAUCCAGGUCAAAUACUACAGAUGCAUUUACAUCUCCGUUGUCUGAAGCCCAUAAAGCAACGCUCAGAUCCCAACGCGUUUUGCUUCAGGAGAGUUUAGACGUGCAGCAUAUAUUACCUAGGUGUAUCCAAGAGAGAGUAUUAUCCCAAGAAAUGAAAGAAACAGUUUUAAGUCAUUCGACCCGUCACCAGAGAUGUAGUGCGUUUUUAGAUAUUCUAGAAACACGUGGAAAACAAGACUUUGACAGUUUCGUAUCCUCCCUUCAUGACGACUACCUGUAUUUGGAGCUUCCUAUAAAAAGAGAGUUGCGUCUACAGGCACUUAAACUUGCCACUGAUGCUCUCGCAAACGCCAAUGACAUUUUCGAUCGUGAAGUCCAAUCUGAUGAGCAACAAUCAACCAAACUGGCGUUAGAGAGCAUAGAAAGUCUUAUAUCCCAACUGAAAGUAACCAUUGGCAUCGAAGAGGAGUUUGUUGAUUCUACAGCAUCUGUUUCAUCAGAACCAUCCCCCAUGAUGGUCACUUCCUCGGUAUCUGUCAAAUCCAUUGUGUCCAAGAUGUCCACUUUGGAAAGUCCAUCAAUGAAUCUGACGCCGUCUCAAGUACCACACGCAGCAAGAUCCUUGAUCAGUGUAACAAAGCCGGAAUCUUAUAUUGUCAAACAAACGCCUCUUAAGCCUACGCUCGAUGUUCCUCUUACCCUCAAUCAACCCCCCUUGUCCAGAGAUCCACAAACACAGCCGUUAACGACAGAACCUCCUGAUAAUGUUAGAGCACAACUGCCACCUAGUAGUGAUUCUCCCUCAGCCUCCCAGAUCCCUCCUACAACAGGCCCGUCGUCGGUCGUUAAAUCUCAACUCACACUGCAGCAACCUUCUACUAGUCAUGAAUCAACCCCCUCAACCAGUCUGGUAAAACAACUUAAAACACUUAAUCUGUCGUCUGGUCAUCUUAGUCUUACAUUAACUCGUAAGAUCGAGCUACCCGCUGAAUGUUUCGGUCUUUGUAGUAGUCCUAUGGGAGACAUCAUAGCAUCAAUAUAUCAGCAUGGUAUAUUUGUGUACAACAAGGAUUAUACGUUCAAGUUAACGUUUGCAUUAGAAGAUCAAUCUGAUGUAGUCUGUCUCCCCACUGACGAGAUAGUGGUGUGUUCAUGGAGGAAUAACUGGGUGAAGGUGUUCGACAUGGAGGGGAAUUACAAGCGACAGAUAUGUAAAUAUGUUAAUAAACCAUAUGGACUCGCAUUCCACCCACAAUUAGGUAUUGUAGUUAUUGGUAGGGACCCAAUGUGUCUCAACAUAUGCUCUAUCAGUGGUCAGGUACUCAGAACCAUCACAAAUGCAUCAUUCAAUAAUCUCUAUAGAGUUGCCAUCAGUCCAUACAAUAAAACAUUGUUGGUGACUGACUACAAAACCAGCACUCUUCACUGUCUGGACUGGGAGGGAAAUAAUGUAUUUGCAUACAAAGGUGAUGGUGAUGAUGGACUUGAUGAACCAGAUGGUAUUUGUUGCACUGAUAAACAUUUACUAUUAGUGGACAGUUGUAACCACAGGGUGUUUUUAUUAUCUCAUGAUGGGGACCUGCUGAAGAAUCUCCUCACUAAGGAGGAUGGUCUGGAGUUCCCUCAUGAGGUGAUGGUAGAUAGUAGUGGGAACAUAGUAGUGGGAGAGAGCAGUUCAGGUCCCAAUUAUCUGUAUGUGUUCAAAAUAGAUGACUAGUUAUAUGAAUCAUAGAAAAGUCAUAAAUAAGUAAAAUCAACCCCCUAGUGAAUUAUGAAUGUAUUGGUCACCUAUUAAA